Molecule: messenger RNA, 327 nt
Organism: Closterium sp. NIES-65
Lineage: Eukaryota; Viridiplantae; Streptophyta; Zygnematophyceae; Desmidiales; Closteriaceae
Source: the annotation of a GenBank genome assembly
AUGGCACCUUCCCCUACCCACCAACCCCGCGGCUCCUCUUUUACCCUUCAGCCAUCCCUGCGCGAAUCGAGCCCUUCACAUGCCCGUCGCCCCUCCCUCCAGUCUAUGCCCGUCCAGGUGUCUUCCUCACAGCAAGAAUCACUCCCGCGCUGCCAGGUGUCAACGUCUCAGUGGUUGCUGACUCAGCAAGUGACGCAGGGGGAAGGGUACAUCUUGUCGUCCACUGGAGACAACUCUUUCACAGCAGAGAGAGUCAAACCCACACCGCAAAUGUGCAAGCCUGGCAGCAGCAGCGGGGGGGAGCAGCAAGAGUGCAAGUGGCAGUAG